This is a messenger RNA of Andrographis paniculata, 811 nucleotides long. RefSeq names its product photosynthetic NDH subunit of subcomplex B 5, chloroplastic. The coding region runs from base 28 to 699 and encodes 223 amino acids. The record is from RefSeq and is a predicted model, not a curated record. Gene Ontology annotation, cellular component: chloroplast. The transcript has 5 exons. Gene Ontology annotation, biological process: response to oxidative stress. Lineage: Eukaryota; Viridiplantae; Streptophyta; Magnoliopsida; Lamiales; Acanthaceae.
AUCAACCCCACGUUGAACGAACCAAUAAUGGCGGGCUCAUCAUCCACAAUCGCAGUUCUCCAAACAAAUUCAAUCCCCAAAAGCUUCUCCCACGACAAAUCUUCUGAACUGCACCAAACCAAGAGAAGGAGCUUCACCGCGAGAAUCCGGCACUCGACUUCCCCGAGAAUCGGAGUACAUUUCGGCCGACGUAAUCCGACGAAGCUGUCGGCGGGGCUGACGGAGAUAGAACCUGACCUUAACGAAGAUCCGAGGGACGUUUGGGCGACCAAUGGAAUCGAUGCGGAGGAUUUUGUGUACGGGAUUUACGACGGGCAUCAUACCUUCUUCGAAAGCGACGAUAAAGCGUCGUUUUGGGAAUUGGUUUCUAAAGACUACUGGGCAGUCGGACCUCCCACAGGAUUUCAGGGUGUCAUGUCAUGGCUAUUCCCCCCUGCAAUUGCGGCCGGGAUGUAUUUCAAUGCGCCGGGAGAGUAUUUGUACAUCGGCGCAGCUGUGUUUACGGUGAUUUUCUGUGCGAUUGAGAUGAACAAGCCGAGCGAGCCGCACAACUUUGAGCCGGAAAUAUACAACAUGGAGCGAGGGGCUCGCGACAAGUUGAUCGCGGAUUAUAACACGAUGGAUAAAUGGGAAUUCAACGAGAAGUAUGGAGACGUGUGGGAUUUCACCGUUCAGAAGGAUGACAUUGCAAAGAGAUAAAAGUAUCUAUACAUGUAUAUGUAUAUGUAUGUAUAGGUUUGUGUAUGCUAAAUUUUUAUAUAGAAAUGUUUCUUGAUAAAUCCAAAAGCCAAAAUGGUAAGUUGAAUCGUUA